AUGUCCCGUGUUUCGUUGCUUCUCGCCGCCCUUCUUCUAACUACCAACUCAGCCUAUCUUUCCGAUUCAUGGAUGCUCAGCUCGGAACGGCCUGUAGGGCCACGCUGCGUGCCCAUACCACACAAUCUUACCAUUUGUUACGGCAUGCAGUACACUCAAAUGCGGCUUCCUAAUCUUCUCGAGCACGAGACCAUUAAUGAAGCUAUCCAUCAAUCCAGCGACUGGAAGUCGUUGUUGCAAUUGAAUUGUCACCCGGACACACAGCUUUUCCUUUGCUCCCUGUUCGCUCCCAUUUGUCUUCCAACAAUGGAUAAGGAAAUUCUCCCAUGUCGAUCAUUGUGUCAAGCUGUAAAGCAAGGUUGCGAGGGUAGGAUGUCCGUGUACGGUUUCCCAUGGCCUGAAAUGCUAUCAUGCGACAAAUAUCCGGAGGACAAUGAUAUGUGUAUCAAGGCGAUGAAUACGGAGAAACAAGGCAAGUUGGCACGCCCAAUGCACGCUCGGGACAUCAGCUGCCCAGCGUGUAGUCAGGUCGGAACAUAUGAGAAUCUCGUAGACCACUUCUGUCGCAGUCAACUAGUUGUAAAAGCUCGAGUAGACGCUGUUAGUGGAACUCAUAUCAGUCUACGAAACGCUAGGAGUCUGAAGAAAGGAGAUCGGCGGAGAUCUAUAGAUGACACAGAUGUACGACUGUCGUCGGAUUCAUCGGAAUGUCCCUGUAAUGUUACCGAUGGGGUGGAACGUAGAUUUUUGGUGAUGGCAUCGAAGAACAAUGACGGACAACUCGUUGCGAAUCUCAUACUUCCAUGGAAAAAAGAAAAGGGUUUCAAACGAGCAAUUCACCAGUUUCAAAGGCUAAACUGCAAGUCUCUUGGACGGGAGAUUCGUGAAAGCGCUUCACGACGGCCUCACUACUACUCCAUGAGAAGACAUAACCAGAGAAGGCUCCUGUAA
Molecule: messenger RNA, 951 nt
Organism: Necator americanus (New World hookworm)
Lineage: Eukaryota; Metazoa; Nematoda; Chromadorea; Rhabditida; Ancylostomatidae
Exons: 8
Coding region: 1-951 (316 amino acids)
Biological process (GO): canonical Wnt signaling pathway; non-canonical Wnt signaling pathway
Molecular function (GO): Wnt-protein binding
Source: RefSeq, a predicted model, not a curated record